AUGGGGAAUGCCCGUCACCAGAAUGAGUCUCUCAAAGAAAUGGGCGAUUUAGCGUCAGGAAUGGGAAGUUCUGUCGCCCAGACAUACCUCAAAGAUAUCCUUGAAUCAUUCUUCUCCCCAUAUGUGACAACGCGUAUGACGGCGCUUUCCGUCGUCACCACUAUUUUGCGACAAGGCCUAAUACACCCAGUACAGACAGUGCCCUAUCUUAUCGCGAUGCAAACGGACGUGGACAACAACAUUCGCCUUAAAGCGGAUGCCCAGCUUCAAGAGAUCGCACACAAAUUUCCUGGUUUCAUCAAUGUACUUUGUUUAAUGCGUGCCGUACAAGGCGUAGCACUCUCCUUUCGCCUCCAGUUCGUUCUCUAUGACGAGACAGUCUGUAAUGCCGCCGACCUGGCCAAGCGUGAGCGCGAAAAUAGUGCUACAGCUGCUGCUGCACAACAACAACAGCAAGCACAGAACAAUGCUUCUCACAAUCAACAAUCUGCUUCCAGCCAAUCAACUCCUCAAUCAACGCCUCUAAAGCACACCCCCAACCGGCCCAGACGGGCUGCCGCGGUUGCUGCUGCUGCUGCUGCCGCGGCCGCGGCCGCUGCGGCAGCACAAAAUCAGAACGUAGAAGAGGAGGCCGAGCAACAAGAGGAAGAUCAUGAAGAAGGCAAGCGACGGACAUCGAUGUGUGGCUCUGCUGCUAUCGCUGGUGGGAGCGGUUCUUGCUUAUCGAAUGGCAAUUGUGCUAUCGAAGUGGCUGUGAACAAUUUUGGUGCUCUUCGGGGAAGUCGAGAGCCAAACUGCGAUAUUCCGAAUGCCUUAAAUGCUCAGCUUUAUUCGUUACUUCGCGCCAACCGUGGCCAACGGCGAUCCAUGCUUAACGGGUUGCUUGCCAUGUUCGAUGAUUCUCAGGUAUGCUUUAUAGAUUCACAUGUGCUAUUUCCUUUAUCGCUUUAA
Messenger RNA from Protopolystoma xenopodis, 951 nucleotides. The record is from the annotation of a GenBank genome assembly. Lineage: Eukaryota; Metazoa; Platyhelminthes; Monogenea; Polystomatidea; Polystomatidae.